Nasonia vitripennis (jewel wasp) is the source of this 1739-nucleotide messenger RNA. It is a transcript of the gene Eaf6, whose product is annotated as chromatin modification-related protein MEAF6. NCBI's taxonomy places the organism in Eukaryota, Metazoa, Arthropoda, Insecta, Hymenoptera, Pteromalidae. The transcript has 4 exons. Gene Ontology annotation, cellular component: NuA4 histone acetyltransferase complex. The coding region runs from base 132 to 788 and encodes 218 amino acids. The record is from RefSeq and is a predicted model, not a curated record.
GGGUAAAUUUAGUGCGCGCAAAACGCAAUGGCGGAUGACAAUAUAUGAGCAAAUUCUAGAAAGAUUCAUGUUUACUCACAAAUAUUGUUGCACAAAAUACCUUUUUACCACGGAUAACUAAUCUCACAAUCAUGUCCACGAAAUCUUCGGUGGAUUUGAGGGCCGAGCUGGCGGAACUUGUAAAGAGGAAAGCAGAAAUAGCUGAAACCUUAGCAAAUUUAGAAAGACAAAUAUAUGCUUUUGAAGGGAGUUAUCUCGAGGAUACACAACUGUACGGCAAUAUAAUACGAGGAUGGGAUAGGUACCUUGCAAGUAAUAAAAACACAAAUAGUAAAGCAGAUAAAAGGAACAGAAAGUUCAAAGAAGCUGAAAGAUUAUUCUCAAAAUCUUCAAUCACAUCUAUGGCAGCUGUUAGUGGAUCAGCGGAAAGUUCGCAGGAAAAAAUUGACCGAUACAGCGAAUCAGAAUCGCAGAUUGGAAACAGUGGCAGUGAGGACAAUUGCAACUUCAGUAACUCUAAUCCAAUUUCAUCUGGCAAUAGUAAAGAAGCCAGCGGUAAAAACCACACAUCUGUUCAAUCUGGAUUUGCCCAAAAUAAUGGUUCCCUAGGUAGUACGGACAGUAAUGUUUCAUUUCCAAUUCAAUCCAAUGGUCCUGUAUCUAAUGGUAACCUAGAUCACGCAACAACACCAGUUAAAGAUGGACAUAGUAAUAGUAAAGAUGCCAACAAGAGUAGGCCUUCAAACAGUGCUAAAAAAAGUAGUAGUAAGAGAUCUCGAAAUAGGUAGGAUUUGUAAUGCCACAAUUCCAUUUCAUACCUGAAAUUACUCAAUAAUCCAUCUUCCAUCGACUGACAUAACGAUCGUACACACUUUCGUUCAUUAUCUAUUUUCAUUAAAUUGACAAGGGUUCGAAACUUAUAUCAUCCAGCAUUCGAUUGUAUUCCAAAACACUUUGUCAUACAUGAUUUGCAAAUCAUACAUCAAUUUUAAAUUUGAAAUAACAAAAUGUUUCCAAGGCCAAAUUAUUAAUUAUUAAUUAUUAAUUAUUAAUUAAUUUUGCUUGUUAAGUUUUGAACCCACUAGAAAAAAAAAAGAAAAAAAGAAUUUUAAGCGCAAUGAUAUCCUUGUGAAUGAAUAAGUUAUAGAUGACUAGAUAGAUGACACAGAAAAUAACAGUUGGUUUCAUGAAUGAGGUAAAUUAUGAUAUUUACAGUAUUUUGUGUUCUUAAUUAUUUGAAAUGUAUGAGUCUGCAUAUUCGAAUUAUUCUCAAAACCAUAGUCAUAGAUAGAUGUCAUUUAUGCAUAAUUUUAUAAUUUUUGUACUGCAAUAUUGCCUUAACACUUUUUUUACACUUAAUCUCAGAGCAAGAGCUGCAGAUUUUAUUUACACAUUACAGUUGUUCGUUAUUUAUGUAAAGCGUUUGUAUUUCACAGUAUGAAAAAGACAAAGCAGUUUCUACAGCUUUAGUUAUAAAUUAAAAUAUUGUCUUGAUGUGUAUGAAGUGAAAUAGAAUAUACGGUAUACUGAAAUCAUUGUAAAUUUCGCCGAGAACUAAAUAAACUCGAGAGGAUCGAGGUAUACAAUCGUUGCGAAGUAAAUCUUCAAUUGAACGAUCGACUGUUGUAAAUUAACAUUGUGAUUUAGUGAGAACGUUUCUUCUUAAUUAAGUUAAAUUAAUUGAAUAAACGACUUGAUUGUAUACACUUUAAGUUAUAAAAGACUUUUUAUAAACUCUA